This is a messenger RNA of Trichomycterus rosablanca, 1550 nucleotides long. It is a transcript of the gene palm1a, whose product is annotated as paralemmin 1a. Lineage: Eukaryota; Metazoa; Chordata; Actinopteri; Siluriformes; Trichomycteridae. The transcript is spliced from 7 exons. Bases 237 to 1205 code for a protein of 322 amino acids. Gene Ontology annotation, cellular component: membrane. The record is from RefSeq and is a predicted model, not a curated record. Gene Ontology annotation, biological process: regulation of cell shape.
GUGGACCAGGCUAUGAGGAGUGCUGGACUUUGCGAAGCUCGCUCAAUCACUUUAUUGUAUGUUUAAGAUCUGGGGAUUGGGAUCGUAUCAGCAGUGCAGCAGAUCGACAAAGGACCCAUAAAAGAUCGAGAACCAAAUUAACAUCGGAGCGCUUUUUAUGAGAGAAAUAGCGUAAAACGCAGGAACCUAUUAAAGCCCCAUUUCCACACGGAUCCACCUCAUCUGGGAGUGUAAAGAUGUCUGAGGCGUUGUCACAGCAGGAGAGGCUCCAGGCAAUAGCAGAGAAGAGGAAGAAACAAACAGAGAUAGAGAACAAAAGACGGCAGCUGGAGGAUGACCGCAGACAACUGCAGCACCUCAAGUCGAAGGCAUUAAGAGAGAGAUGGCUGCUGGAUGGAACUCCAUCUGCUGGCUCAGAGGAAGAUGAAGCAAAGAGACAGCUUUACGAAGACGAAGCAAAAACUAAAGAACUGGAGGAGGCUAUUCUCGGACUGGAACAGGAACUGGAGGAGUUGGAGACAGGUGUGUCUGCAAUAUCUACCAAAGAAAACCUGUCAGACGUGGCAGAGCAAGUGGAAACCAAGAUUUCAGACAAGCAGGUCUCUCAGAUUGUGGAAGACUCAGUGAAAGUGGUGCAUGAGGUGCGUGAGAUAGAUGGCGCAGUAACCAACGGCGUUCAUCAGCUCAGCUCGUCCGAGGUAGAGGAGCUCAUCCACAAGGCCGACGAAGCCUCCAUGAGUGUUAUCAGCAACACCUCGCCCAAACGAGCAUUAGAGCAAGCCACGAAUCCCCCAACCGGAGCAGAGCCGGCUGGAGUCACCCCUUCCCCUGCAUCCAUCAAGGAGAUCACUGGGGUAGAGGCCAAACCGUCAGUGACCGCACCCCAGAUGAAUGUGAAUGAUGCCAGUGCGGAGAAACCAGUCACCAUGGUGUUCAUGGGCUACCAGGAUGUAGAGGAUGCUGAUGAAACAAAGAAAGUUCUGGGGCUUGAAAGCACCACGAUCAAAGCUGAGCUGGUGGUCAUCGAGGACGGAGAAAACAAAACCAAGGCCCAGGAAGAUCAGGCACCGCCUAACGGAGGCCCAGCUGAGCCAGCAGAAGCCCAGGAUGAGAAAGCAGAUAAAGAAGAGGCUGAACCUGAAGCUGCCGCCAUUGAAGUUAAAAGCAAAGAGAAGCAGCCUUGUAAAUGCUGUUCCAUUAUGUGAAAAAUUCCCUUACACAUGGGAACUUGGGACAUUUGUUUCUUAAUGGUGAACGGUGCAUCGUGACACCGCAUAAGGACAAAACAACACCAACACAAAAAGAGGAAACGUCUUGUAUCUUUUGAUAGAAAGCUAUUUGUUUUCUUACUUCCUUUGUAUCUGAUUUCUUAUUUACUUUAUUUUUACUUUUUUUCUAUUGUAUUCUUUAGGCUAUUAUAGUUUAAGACAAAACAAGUGGCACAUGAUGCCCCCCCCCCCCUUUUUUUCCUUCUAUUUUACAUUUCAAAUACACUUAGACUUUCAUUGUCUGUAUGAAAGACUGAGAUAUCUCUGUAUCUGUAUAAUAUA